This is a messenger RNA of Punctularia strigosozonata HHB-11173 SS5, 984 nucleotides long. Its product is annotated as thiazole biosynthetic enzyme. The transcript is spliced from 4 exons. Gene Ontology annotation, biological process: thiamine biosynthetic process. The coding region runs from base 1 to 984 and encodes 327 amino acids. NCBI's taxonomy places the organism in Eukaryota, Fungi, Basidiomycota, Agaricomycetes, Corticiales, Punctulariaceae. The record is from RefSeq and is a predicted model, not a curated record.
AUGGCCCCCGUCGCUGUUAACUCUCCCGCGCAGUCCUUCCUGGACGACUCUCCGCUCCUCAGCAAGAAGGUGGACUCGCUGGGCAAUGGCACCAAGGCCAACGGCGAUGUCCAGGUGCGCGAAGACUGGGAGGGCAAUUACCAGUUCGCCCCGAUACACGAGGCGGAGGUGUCCCGCGCGAUGAUCAAGCGGUACUUCAACAUGAUGUACGAGCGCUCGAUUUCGGACGUAGUCAUCAUCGGCGCCGGCAGCGCGGGACUCUCUUGCGCGUACCACCUCGCGACGACCCGGCCUGACCUCAAGGUGACUAUCCUCGAGGCCAACGUCGCUCCCGGCGGAGGCGCCUGGCUGGGAGGUCAACUGAUGACGCCCAUGGUCGUCCGUAAGCCGGCGGACCGCUUCCUGCAAGAGCUUGGCGUACCCUUCGAAGACGAAGGUGCCUUCGUCGUCGUCAAACACGCAGCGCUCUUCACCUCCACCAUCCUCUCCAAGGUCCUCGCUCUUCCGAACGUGGUGAUGAUGAACGCCACCGCGGUCGAGGAUUUGAUCGUCAGGACGGACUUCCGGGGUCAGCAGCGGGUUGCCGGCGUGGUCACUAACUGGACGCUCGUCGCCCUCAACCACGAUACACAGUCAUGCAUGGACCCGAACACUAUCACGGCCCCGGUCAUCAUCUCAGCUACGGGCCACGAUGGCCCCAUGGGCGCCUUUUCUGCCAAGCGCCUCGUCAGCGCCGGACUGCUCAAGGAACUCGGCAACAUGCGUGGUUUGGACAUGAACCGCGCCGAGCCCGCCAUUGUCAAUGGCACGCGCGAGGUGACGCCUGGUUUGAUCAUGACCGGUAUGGAGCUGUCUGAACACGAUGGCUCGAACCGCAUGGGCCCUACCUUCGGCGCGAUGAUGGCCAGCGGCGUCAAGGCCGCCAAAGAGGCUAUCAAAAUUCUGGAGUCCGCACAGAUUGUCGAUGGUCGGGUGGUCGGGUGA